Glycine soja is the source of this 537-nucleotide messenger RNA. RefSeq lists its product as uncharacterized. The coding region runs from base 63 to 362 and encodes 99 amino acids. The record is from RefSeq and is a predicted model, not a curated record. Lineage: Eukaryota; Viridiplantae; Streptophyta; Magnoliopsida; Fabales; Fabaceae. The transcript has 3 exons.
GUGGAUAAGGGCAGAGUCUCUGGAAAGUGGGAAAGAAAGCAGAGGGAUAGGAAGAAGGAAGAAUGGAGAAGUAUUUCGGAAACGCUUAUCGUGGCGACCCGGGCGUGCCCCAUUCGGACCCGGAUCGCUUCGUCAACAUAUGGGUUGGAUCCGCUGCCUUCGCUGUUCUCACAUAUUUCAAUCCCUACAUGUGGCAGCUCUCUAAUCAGUUCAAUUGGCAUGACAAAGCAAUGUUAUAUGAGCAAUAUCACUGGAAACAGGCAAGGAAGAAGAAUCAGCCAUAUGAGUUCUUGUGGAACAAGACCUGGGACAAGAACCACCGGGAACAUUACUACUACAACUGGCCUAUUUACUUUCCUUAGGCCACUUCUAUUUCAUUUCUUGCAUACUUUGUCCUAUUUAUUUUGGCUGCAAACCUGGAUCGCCCCCCCCCCAAUGCUUUCCUUGUGAUCAGUUCCUUUUUUUUUUAAAUAACUACACAAUUUAGAAACGGUUAAGAUAACAAAUACAAGGAUGCUUGGAUGUUUUUCAUGUUUA